This is a messenger RNA of Eptesicus fuscus (big brown bat), 2164 nucleotides long. RefSeq names its product ADP-ribosylation factor 2-like. The record is from RefSeq and is a predicted model, not a curated record. The transcript has 6 exons. NCBI's taxonomy places the organism in Eukaryota, Metazoa, Chordata, Mammalia, Chiroptera, Vespertilionidae. Gene Ontology annotation, cellular component: plasma membrane; cytoplasm. Gene Ontology annotation, molecular function: GTP binding; GTPase activity. Gene Ontology annotation, biological process: intracellular protein transport; vesicle-mediated transport. Bases 644 to 1189 code for a protein of 181 amino acids.
ACCUGAGCGGAGCGGAAGUUCAGAAGGCCGCGGUGAGGGUGGCCGUGAUCAGGGAGGACGGCUGAGUCGCGGGCGGGGGAGAAGGGACCAUGGUCCUCAAGGCCUCCUCCUGUUUCCACGCCGUCUGCGGGAGGGGAGCUAGAGAGCGGCGGCGGCCUGCGCAGCGGGCCCGGGCUCCCCGUCCCUUUGCCGUCCUCCGCAGAGCGGGGCUCGGGGAUCCGAGAGGCUGUCGCUGGGCCCUACGCUUUCCCCACGGCCGUCCGGUGGAGAGGGGGCGGCCUGGUGGCUGGGCAGAAAGGGCAUUCGUAGGCCGUCUCUGGGGGUGCGGCGCGCCCCUCCGUGCCCUGUUGGACAAUUAGUUCUUGUGGUGUGAAUGUGCCAAAGAGGCACUGGGGUCGCCAUCGUCUUCCUCCCGAGGUCUGGGCGCCUCUCGAAGAUGAGUAGGAAGAGACAAGGAGAAGCAGGAGGGAGAACCUAGGAGGUGCGCUGUGUGUGGUUGGGAGAGGACAUGGAGCCUCACAGGAUACGUAAGAGGUGACUAGAGCCUGCCAUCACAGUGGUGGCAUUGAGACUGGGCUUCUACCUAUCCCACUUAGAUGCUGCAGUGGAAAAGACAAUUUUCUGGUAACCAAAUUCAAUUACCAUGGGGAAUGUUUUUGAAAAACUGUUUAAAAGUCUGUUUGGGAGAAAGGAGGUGCGGAUUCUUAUGUUGGGUUUGGAUGGAGUAGGAAAAACCACCAUGUUGUAUAAAUUGAAGCUGGGAAGGACUGUGGCUACCAUCUCUACCAUAGGUUUCAAUGUGGAGACGGUGGAAUAUAACAAUAUCAGCCUCACCAUCUGGGAUGUCAAUAGCCAUUGUAAACACAGACCUAUGUGGAGACAUUAUUUCAAGGACACCAAUGGUCUGAUUUUUGUGGUCGAUAGUAACGACAGAGAACGGAUCAGUGAGGCCCAAGAAGAACUAACCAGGUUGUUAAUGGAUUAUGAGCUCAUAGAUGCAGUAUUGUUGGUGUUUGCAAAUAAACAGGAUGUUCCCAAUGCUAUGAGCACAGCAGAAAUAACAGACAAGCUUGGCUUACAGUCCCUCUGCCAGAGAAACUGGCACAUUCAGGCUACUUGUGCCACCAGUGGAGACGGGCUUUACGAAGGCCUGGACUGGCUCUCUGACCAGCUUAAGAACCAGAAGUGACUGGAAGCAAUUCACUCCUGUGCAUCAUGGCGAAAUCAGCUGCUUGUGUGUGUGCCAGGAGCAAGUGUGGAUGUGUGGCUGGGAGUGGGGCAGCGUCCUCACACUGUGCCUUAUAUCUGCUAUAAGAAAAACCAGCGUUACAUUUUGUACACUACCUCCGAUUGCAGUAGCUUUGAUGAUCAUUUCUACAGUUGCUGGAGGAUUCCUGAGGGCUGUCGGGUGCACAGGAGCCAGAGUGAUCUUCAUGGUGGAAAGGAGGAGGGCUGCUGGCAUGAGGACCAAGUUCAGUUGUGAAGCCCUGGGUCUGGCGUCUCUGCAUACCUGGGGUCCUUUUAGACUUUAGAGUCUACGAAAAGGAAGGAACUGUCAUUCUUUCCCGUCACUGCCACAGCUAGAUGCUCACUAUUCAGUGCUUUCGAGCAAAAGGCACUUGCUGACCACAGGUUUGAAGUUCAGAUUUGAACUUUUCCCUUCAGCUGCAUCCUAGCCCUGACUUCCUGGUAUAACAUACUUUAUUUCAAGGAAUCAGUGAUCUUUUUCACUAGAGUAUCCAGACUACAUGAACAGUAUAAAAUUAUCCAGUCCUCCCCUUGUGCUAGUACCUUCCCUCGUUUGCCUUUUUUUUUUUUUUUUGCCAAAAUGGACACCAUUUUGGGUAGUAACCCAGCAUGAGGCUACAGCUCUUUGCUGGGGCCACAGUCGAGCGCAGGGUCUGGAAAAGAAAGCAAGGUGACAGGCAUGUUUGUGUCCUUGCAUCACCCUCUCAGGUUUCAGGCUCCUGAGACUGCUGCUCUCUCUCCUCUGCUCUGUGCUGAAUGUUCCACGCUCUCAAAGCAGGAGGUUUGCUCCCGGGAAUGAAUCAUCACCCUGUACAGUAUCUCAAUCCAACUUCUGGUUUGGGCUAACUUCUGUUCCCAGAACUACACACCUGUGAGUUAUGAGAGUUUGUGAGAGGAUCAAGAGGUUAAUUUGGGG